Lampris incognitus (smalleye Pacific opah) is the source of this 676-nucleotide messenger RNA. RefSeq names its product mago homolog, exon junction complex subunit (gene magoh). Gene Ontology annotation, cellular component: exon-exon junction complex; catalytic step 2 spliceosome; nucleus. The record is from RefSeq and is a predicted model, not a curated record. The transcript is spliced from 5 exons. The coding region runs from base 93 to 536 and encodes 147 amino acids. NCBI's taxonomy places the organism in Eukaryota, Metazoa, Chordata, Actinopteri, Lampriformes, Lampridae. Gene Ontology annotation, biological process: RNA splicing.
CGUACAACGACGAUAACGAGGAGAUUGGAGGGUACUUUUGUUAGCCAACGCUAAUUUCGCUCCUCGAACCUUCACUAAUCUGAGGGCUGAAAAUGUCAACGAGUGACUUCUAUCUGAGGUAUUACGUUGGGCACAAGGGAAAGUUUGGACACGAGUUCCUGGAAUUUGAGUUCAGACCCGAUGGUAAACUGAGGUAUGCAAACAACAGCAACUACAAGAACGAUGUCAUGAUCAGAAAAGAGGCUUAUGUGCACAAGAGCGUGAUGGAAGAGCUAAAGAGGAUCAUUGAUGACAGUGAAAUUACUAAGGAAGACGAUGCCCUUUGGCCACCCCCAGAUAGAGUUGGCAGACAGGAGUUGGAAAUUGUCAUUGGAGACGAACACAUUUCAUUCACAACUUCCAAAAUUGGCUCUUUAAUCGAUGUCAACCAGUCCAAGGAUCCUGAAGGUCUUCGUGUAUUCUACUACCUGGUUCAAGAUCUGAAAUGCCUGGUGUUCAGUCUCAUUGGCCUACACUUCAAAAUCAAGCCUAUUUAAAAUGUGGAUUUUACUCUUGUUUGAAUGCUUUGGUUAAUGUUUAUCCUGUUUGUAUCUACAGCAUUUGUGUACAUUUGCUUUUGAUGAUUUUUUUUUGUAAUUUUAAAUAAAUGAUGAAAAACUGAAUUUAUUGGUCAGUU